This is a messenger RNA of Plasmodium cynomolgi strain B, 1668 nucleotides long. Its product is annotated as S-adenosyl-L-methionine-dependent methyltransferase. NCBI's taxonomy places the organism in Eukaryota, Apicomplexa, Aconoidasida, Haemosporida, Plasmodiidae. The transcript is spliced from 2 exons. The coding region runs from base 1 to 1668 and encodes 555 amino acids. The record is from RefSeq and is a predicted model, not a curated record.
AUGGAGGUCCUGCCAGCUGGGUUUUCAGACUUUCGAGACCGGGCCUACUGGAAUAGCUUCUUUCAAUUUUUCGACAAGAAAAAUUUCGAGUGGUAUGGGAACUACGGGGAUCCGGUUAACAAGAACUGCCUGGUCAUAAACUUGGGGUGCGGGAACUCCCACCUGAGCUACGAACUCUUCCAGGACGGGUUUCGCAACAUCGUAAAUUUGGACUACUCAGAUGUAGUGAUCCACAAAAUGAAGCAAAAAUUUGGAGAUAAAAUGGAGUUCCUAAAUAUAGACAUUAGCAACGCAGAGCAGUUUGAUCAUGUCCUAAACAAUUUGGAAGAAGAAUCACAAAAAAAAAAAGUGGAUUACAAAAUAUUUUUUGAUAAAGCUUUUUUAGAUGCAUAUAUAUCAUGCGAACAAAAUGAGGAGGAAAUCUGUAAAAGGAAUGCAAAGAGUUACUUCUCCCUUGUUUUUAAGCACAUGAACAAAGGGGACCUAUUCCUUGUUAUCACUCUUGCUCAGUAUUAUAUAAUUAAGGAGGUGGUUCGGAACGUGUACCAUGAGGAUAUAAUGUUGGAAGUCUUUCCCUUUUUUUUAAAACAUAACACGAGUGAGUUUAAGUACCACCCUUUCGUAUUCGCCUUCUAUCGAACUCCUAAGGGGGGAAAGAAAUUCGAGGCAUAUUUUGUUAACCCAGAAAUGGGGACCAGCCAUGUCAUAUCGUUGUGGAAGUUACCUAAUGAAAUUAACGAGAGGAGGGGAAAUUUGAAUCUUCACAUUUUUAAAAAAGGGAAGAGAAGAAUUCUAGACAUUUACAAUACGAAGUUGAACAGGUGUGACUACAACGUGGUUGUUUAUGACUCGUGUACGGAACGCACCACUUACAACACGGUCGUUGUUGUUGUCCCGCUUGGCUACGAGUUUCACUCGCUUUACUGCACUGCGGAGGGGAACGAGGAGUUGGCUAACAAGGCCCGGACGAGGAGGCUCCUCCUGGUGAUGAGGUCGAACUUUUUGGCCCCCCCCAGCCAGGUGAGCGGUAACCAGGUGAGCGGCAACCAGGUGAGCGGCAACCAGGUGAGCGGCAGCAACAACCAACUGAGCACUAACCAACUGCUUCACAACCAACUGCUCCACAACCAACUGCACAGCGAGCACUCAGUUAACGUCCUGCUGGAGUCCAUCAAAAAUGAGCUAACAAACAUUUUGAACGAGGUGGCCCUUCCCAAUUCGGACAACUUCCCCAUAAUGGUAUUAAACGAGAGCGUAAAGAACUGCAGAGUGAUUGCGCACAGGAAGUCGCACUACGCGUCCGGUAUCAUCAUAAGGGACGUCCUCGUAACGGAGGAGUUUCUCGCGGAAAAUUUUAACUCAGACGGGGAGCACGACAGGGGCUUCGAAAGUGGGAAGAGUAAAAAGAAGGGCAGCGGGGAAGGGAGAAGCAAAGAUGGAGCCCAACGUGAAGUCGAACAGAACAGCCAGCACAGCGUGGAGGAAACCCUUCGAGCCCUCCUGAAGAACCAACAGGAGAGACGCUCCUACUUUGAAAAAAAAGAAAUUUACAAAAGGCAAAUGAUAUUUUCAUACGACCCGUUGACAGUGCAGUCCGAGCUAGUAUACACCCGGGAAAGGGAAAAAAAAAAAAAAAAAAAAAAAAAUAGGCAGUUGCAAUAUCAGUGA